Phycodurus eques (leafy seadragon) is the source of this 4104-nucleotide messenger RNA. RefSeq lists its product as uncharacterized. The record is from RefSeq and is a predicted model, not a curated record. Lineage: Eukaryota; Metazoa; Chordata; Actinopteri; Syngnathiformes; Syngnathidae. Gene Ontology annotation, biological process: inhibitory postsynaptic potential. Bases 500 to 3760 code for a protein of 1086 amino acids. Gene Ontology annotation, cellular component: postsynaptic density. The transcript is spliced from 5 exons.
GAUGCUGUGAGGAGAGAUGACUGUGAUGGAAACAGGAGAGAGUUAGUGGAAGAGAGAGAAUGAAGACACAAGCCACUGGAGGAGAGGAGAGUGUUGGAGGGCAGCAUGCAGUAGCAUCGGGACUAUGAAGCGAGCAUAUGGAGCAAUUCCCACAUAAAGUCAGGGGAGAUUCAAUUUGGGAGAGACUUGGUCUGAUCAGUGGGAGGUAGAGUCAGUCAGAGCUGGAACGUGUGAAACCAGGCUUCACGUUGCGGAAGUGGACGACUGUAAACUUGUCUGUGUUUGAAUUGUUUUAAGCUCUAAGAUGCUCCGCACUUCGCCGACUCUGGCGGACACCAACGAGAAAAUGUAAACUUACUUCUUCAGAUUUGGACGUCACUCAGUUUUGACAUGUCUGGAUGGCAGUCAGGGGUGAGGAUGAAGAGGAGGGCGAGGAUGUAUUAGUCGGUACAAAAAUGAUCCUUUGAAUCGUGAAACGUUGGAAGCGAUCAGCCAGAGGAUGGGGAGACGAGCGGCUGACCUGACCACUCCGGUACCAGUUUUGGGCAUCCCGGCCUUGGUUGGCGCGCGUAGUUGGAGGACAACAGGAGGCGACACAACCGCAGGAGCGCAGCUCCAGACGUGGGGUCUUCAGAGCAGCAGCGUGGGCAUACAAACGUCCCCGGGGGUAGCGAGAGCACCUUCCGAGCGGUGCGCACAGCUCAUGUAUAAACUCCACACGCAAUCACUUCAUAAUACCCACGCCACCAACAGCGACGUUACCAAGGAGUACAAAGCGCUACUACUGCUAACAAACAGUGAUAAGGAAAAAGGGGCAAAUAGUGAGAAAUUGAAGAGUAAAAAGGAAGUGACCUUCCAAGAAUUUGUAGGCGAGACUUUAGGGGAUGUUGUGUGCAGUAAGGAUCACAGUGACUCCACUCCGAGAACAAUCAAGGCCAACCCACAUUCUGCAGGAACUGUAACCAAUGCGGGCCCACGAAUAAAGCCUGCUGUCCGCUACACCAACGGUAGUGUGGUCGAUUCGGAGGCGAUGGGUGGCAUCAGCGUUGAUAAUGGUGACGUGACCCCAACUCGCGGAGGAUACCAAAAAAGACCGCGCAGCUAUUACGCCGAGCAGUCAAGGGAUAUGUUGCUGUUUUCUGCUCCCGCACGUUUCAGUGCAUCACAAAAAAUAUGCAACCAGUGUGGAGGCAGACGAGCAGCGGGAGUCGAGAUUUUCGGGAAGAACAUUCUUACUGCUCCUGCUUGCCAAUCAGAGAGCUUAUUUAAUUCAGACCACGACUUGCUCCACUCCAGCAAACAUCUUCAGCUGCGCCAUAAUGAGACCGAUAGCCAACCAAGCAACCGUCAACUCCCGGAGAAUUACCCUAACAGAAAAAAAGAGACAAGCCCACAACAAGGAUCUCCUCUUCAAGAAGCACUAAGACAUAAAAAGACACGACACCCUGCACGUCCAGUCCAUUCAAUUAAAGGACAUUUUCUUACGCAUAAACAUGCCGCCACCUUAACCGAACCGCAAACCAUCCACACGAAUGCAAUCACUAUCACCGACGCCACCAUUGAAACAAAAAAAGAUGAUCGUUUCGACAGCUUAACAAAUAUGACCCUUGGCAAUAAAACCGCCCAAACAGGAAGUCUCCCAUCGACUCCUCUCAUGGCCACAGCUACCAAAUCAAACUACCCACCGACGCAAACUCAUUCCAAAUGCCAAUAUGAUGUCCUGCAAAAGGUGUGUGUAUCUGUGCAUGCUACGCAAGAAAACCCUCCAUCUCAUUUGUGCACAACGUCCAAUGUAAACUCAUCCGGUAUUAUCCCUAAAACUGUCCCAACUUUCAAUUCUACGCUCAUGUCCGCAAAAGGUACGCCUGCUAACACUGCGCGUCCUCGCGGUGAAAACCCAUCCCAGAAUUCGACACAUUCGGCACAACGAAGAAAAACAAAAGAUGACUCAAAAGUAUCACCUAAAUAUCUCAUCAGAUUCUCAGACCACCUGAAAUCCCAAACACAGCCCACACCCGUAAAUCCAGGACAUACUUCCGUUGAUGUAGCUCCGACACUGCGAGAGAAAACAAGCUUGUACAGCACUGUGGUUGUAACUCGCCCUGUCAAGCAUAAUGUUAACUUGAAAGCAAACUCCAAUGCAAGUGACAAGCAUAACAAAACACAGCCAGUGUCCUCAAACACAGCAUCUCUAAACGCAUCUUGUGCAACCCUUGAUUCUAAAUUGGAGACGUCAGCUCCCAUCUCCACAACUCCUAAUUAUGCUUUGUACAGAAACAGAGCCCUAAGGAGUUAUUCAAAUAUUCACCCUUCAUCUACACUGAAAGAAAACCAGAAGAAUUUAAGCGUGUCGUAUAAUUCUUCACUUAAAACAAGCAAUGUGUCACGCAAACACAACAAAUCAAUUAAUCAUAAUACAUUUCCCUGCCGUAACAAGCCUUGCCACACGCAAACAACUGACAUCACAUCCGAACACACUCAUCAACCUGCGCUCUUUUGUUUUGUUCCAAAUCCGACAGCAACGCUCGGGCUGUCAAAAGUGGCCAAGUAUCCAAGCAAAAGCAGUCAUGCGUCAAAUGUGAUACAAAGCCAUCCAAACAGAACUGACAAUUCAAACAAACUUAACAGUGAAUUGUAUUCCGAUGAACAACUAUUGACGAGGGAUCUAAUCAAUGACUUAUUAUGGAAUGAGUCCCAAAAACAUUCCGUUAUAUCACAGGACGCAACCCCUCAAAAUAGCAUUUGCCCAAUUAAGUCAAACGACUCUCGUCUGCAGGGUUGCACGAACGCGCGACAACAAACGGGUGCACAUUAUCAAGGAAGCACAGUAAGAGAACACGAGGGACAGUGUGCUACAUGCCCGGCAGGAAGAACAGCCCGCCGGAUGGAUUCGAAUACACAAGACUCUGCCUCGGGCAUAUCAACCAUGCAUGCAAGCAGUAAGACUGAAUCUAAUGCCCAUAAACAGACUCAUCCAAAUGAUCCAACAGCCUCUGUCGCAGCAAAAGGAAAAUGCGAGCCCAUUAUCACCCCACCGACAAAAAGAAAUGUACAUUAUGAGCUCAUGCACAUGCAAAGGCUUGAGUCAAACAAAUCACAGGUUCAACAAACUCUCAGAGGCUCUAAGUUGCCUUUAAUUGCACCAGAACUAUGCUGCGGCGAGGGAGAACAUUAUACGCGUUGCAAUUCCGCAUCGCCCCAACGCCUCGGGUCCCGUGAGGCUGAGGCCAUCAUCAGCCGGGAUUCAAAAGUCGCCGGCGAGCAGGACACGGCGGAACUCGUCUCGGCCCAUUCCCACCCGACCGAUGUGGUUCUGUUUCUGCCUUCUUCCCCUCGCUGCGGUGAAUCGGCAGCCAUACAACAAAGGCUUGCAAGUGUGGAGGCCAGUCUGGCAGCUAACAAGGACAGAAUCAACACUCUGCUGAACAUCAUCCAUGACCUGGAGGCCAGCCACACUCCUGCCACGGGUCGACGAUGCGACAAAACAGGACAGGACCUCAAAAGCUGUUCCACCUGCCAAAAGAAUGCUUGUAUUGUCUACAGCGUGGAGUAUGACUUCCGACAGCAGGAGAGGCGCUUCUUGGAGGUUCUUAAUGUACACUCAAGCAGAGGAAAACAUGCCAACCGUCUUCCUCAGUCUUGUGCGCUGAACUUCAGUUUGCUCAGAAAAGCCAUGAAGAACGUGACGUCAAAGAAGAGAAGCAAAAAACUUUGCAAGAUUCUGUUGAAAUGGCUGCCAAGGAAACUGAAGCAGGUUUAGAACUUGAAACCCAAACAAUUUGGCCAUGGACGGAAGACUUGCAGAACUCUCAUAUUAUCCAAUAAGUGAAAUAACAUUUCAACCAUUAGUCCUCUGUUAUGCCUAAAAUGGAGUUUGUACUUGCUUCUGAUCUUUAUGACUUUGGUUUACACAUGCAAUGUGUAAGCAUUCUUUAAAUCACAAACAAUCUGUUACUGUUUGGCUCAUACAUCAACAUGCAUUUGAUUGCAGAGCAGUACAGCUGUCAAAAAAAUAAAAAUAAAACAAUUAUGAAGUCUGCAUGUGAAAGUUAAGAUGAAGAUAAAGGAAACUUCCAAACACGACAAAAACAACAAAACAUUUGU